AUGGAUGACAAAUCCAAUAAACUAUUUUUUAUUCCUGUUCUGGCCGUUUUAUUUGUGAUGAUCGGCUAUCAGUAUAUCUGUCCAGCAGGCAGUACUUCUUGCCGAUUCCGGACUGGACAGAGCUCGAUAGGUUUGGGUUUUUUGCUGUCCAAAUAUUCACCUAGGUUUGAUAUCGACAUAGAAGCUCAAGAUACUGACGAGGAUGGUUCAAUAACAUUCCAGUCGAAAUUCAACUUUACUCUCGAGGAUCUCGAACGCCACGUGGAUUUUGACAUCAAAGGGAACGACGUGAUAGUGUUCCUUCACAUUCAGAAGACCGGGGGAACUACAUUUGGGAGACACCUGGUAAGAAACAUUAAACUCGAGCGCCCAUGCGACUGUAAAGCUGGACAGAAAAAAUGUACCUGUCAUCGGCCAGGUAAAGCGGAGUCAUGGCUAUUCUCUCGCUUCUCAACUGGCUGGAGUUGUGGUUUGCACGCAGACUGGACGGAACUGACCAAUUGUGUACCGGCUAUCAUGAACAAAAAACAAAGAAAAGAUGCGCCACUUAGCCAAAGGAACUUGUACUAUAUCACACUACUGCGUGAUCCUGUGUCCCGCUACCUCAGUGAGUGGAAGCAUGUCCAGCGGGGUGCCACCUGGAAGACGGCAAUCCACAUGUGUGAUGGGCGUCCACCCACGCCUGCCGAACUGCCAGCGUGCUAUAACGGCGCGGACUGGACGGGGGUGUCCCUGGCCGAGUUCAUGGCGUGCCCCUCCAACCUGGCGAGCAACCGUCAGACGCGUAUGCUGGCCGACCUGAGCCUGGUCGGCUGCUACAACCUGUCGUCCAUGAGCACGGCGCGUCGGGCCGAGCUCCUGCUGGGCAGUGCCAAGCGCAAUCUGCGCCGUAUGGCCUUCUUCGGUUUAACUGAAUUCCAGCGCAAGACGCAGCUCCUGUUUGAGUGCACGUUUGGCUUGCGCUUCAUGGAGCCUUUCACGCAGCUGAACAGCACGCGGGCUGGCGCGGUGGGGGUGGGGCUUGCCGUACGCCGCUACAUCGAGCACCUCAAUGCGCUGGAUGUGCAGCUGUAUGAGUAUGCGCGCGAGCUUUUCGUGUGGCGGGUGCAGCGCUGUCGGCGCAGGCUCAGGGAGAGGCGGCGGGAGCAGCGGCGUGCCAGGAGGGAGCAGAGGGUCUCAAGGGCCAGGCAGUGUGAGAAGGUGGGUGAGAGCAAGAAGGAAGGAGGAAAGCCAGAAGGACAGAGUGAGGAGGAGAGGACGGGUGUUACAGAGGACUACAGUGGUAAGGUGGUGCGGUGGUGAAGGUGUCCCCCUGCACACGUAUGGGAGCUGUUUUAUUCCCCAUCUACCACUCCGCCUCUAUACCCAGGAGGUCUAUUACAGCAGUGCUGCAUGAGCAGUGCUGGUACUUUCAAGCAAAGGGAGAUAGAGCCUAAUGUGCUUCUUUAUGUAACGUCUUAACCUCCCAUGCUACAGCCUGUGCAGCUUUCCAAAGGAAUGGGAUGUGUUCGUAAUGGAACGAAUACGACGCAAUAAUGACUUGCUCAUAUACACUAUAGUGCUGCAUAAGAUACUGAACCAUGAACAGGUCUGAGCACUUCUUCUUUUUUUUCUUUUUUUUUCUUUCCUUUUUUUUUCUUUUUUUGAGGGGGAGCUCUGAAAUUGCAACGUAUUGAGAUGGGGGCGGAGACGGAAUUUAAGACAGUAAGCACUUAUCAUUGCAAAUUGUUGUUAUCUAAGUGUACUUAAUAAGUAAAAUAAAAAGAUAUAAUCCACAUCAAUGAUAUAGAGGAGCUGGGCAGUGGUACAGUAUAUGUAUUCUACUACAUAAAUGGAUUCCUUUGUUAUCCACAGAAUAAAUACAAAGUGACAAAAUGUCCUGGGAUUUGCCCUGCUGCCUUAGGAACACAAUUAAUUAUAAAAUGCUACUGUAAUCCAAUAGUGUGAAUGAGAAAUUUAGACACAAAUUAUGUACCCUGCAGAGCAAGUAUUUAAUUCAUUGU
Messenger RNA from Electrophorus electricus (electric eel), 2003 nucleotides. NCBI's taxonomy places the organism in Eukaryota, Metazoa, Chordata, Actinopteri, Gymnotiformes, Gymnotidae. The record is from RefSeq and is a predicted model, not a curated record.